AUGAGGAAACGAUGUUUGAAGUGUAAUUUGAAGGAUGUGUGCCACAAUCAUGAGAGGUAUCGACUGGUGAGCAAACACAAACUUCACAAAACGCUCUGGCAAAAUGACUAUGUCAUUAAUCAUUAUCGACCUCCUGCAAUGACAAAAAAGAUGUGCGCUAAAAGCGCAUUCCACAUCAACAACGAAACCAUCAACAUCUGGAGUCACCUCCUCGGAUUCAUCUAUUUCACCUAUCAACAAUACUACACAAACUACAUCGUUCUCCCAUCAGUCGGCUCUCAUCAAUCCGAUCAUUUCGUGUUCACUUUAUCAAUUUUCGGAAUGCAAAUGUGCAUGCUCUUAUCAGCCAGCUAUCAUACAUUCGGCUGUACGAGCAUUGAAAUGCGACAAAAAUGGCUGAAAAUGGACAUUUUUGGAAUCUCCGCAGGUCUUCUUGGCAUGUACUUGAACGGGAUUUAUACAGCGUUCUUCUGCUUCCAGGAUCAUUUGACGUCUUACAUCUAUAUUCUGCUGGGCAUUUUUGCCAUUUCAGCCUACGUUCCAACUCGACAAGACUUUUUCGAGCGAAAAAUUGUUGGCUCCCGAGUCGGCCUCCUUCACAUUAUCUACUGCAUUAUUAUCACAUUUGGCAUCUGCCCGACGGUUCAUUGGGUAUUUCUACAUGGCGGAUUUGAUAGUGAUCAUGUUACGAAAUGGUUCCCGAAUGUUGUGGUUCUGUACUCCCUUAUAGCCGCCGCGUUUAUGUUCUACGUCACAAUGGUUCCAGAGAGAUUAUGGCCAGGAAAAUUCGACGUUGUCGGAUGCUCUCAUCAGUGGUGGCACAUUUUCAUCCUUGGCGCAAUGAUCUAUUGGCAACAGUCUGGAAACCAAUUGCUCACCGAGUACCGUUCUUUCUCCGAUAGUUGUCAUCGCUUUGUUUCUACCCAAAACUUCUCGGAUAUUCCACAAUCAAUUUCAAACUACAGUAAUCCACAAUUCUAG
Messenger RNA from Caenorhabditis briggsae, 981 nucleotides. It is a transcript of the gene Cbr-paqr-3, whose product is annotated as Protein CBR-PAQR-3. Gene Ontology annotation, molecular function: signaling receptor activity. NCBI's taxonomy places the organism in Eukaryota, Metazoa, Nematoda, Chromadorea, Rhabditida, Rhabditidae. Bases 1 to 981 code for a protein of 326 amino acids. The transcript has 7 exons. Gene Ontology annotation, cellular component: membrane. The record is from RefSeq and is a predicted model, not a curated record.